Molecule: messenger RNA, 872 nt
Organism: Corythoichthys intestinalis (scribbled pipefish)
Lineage: Eukaryota; Metazoa; Chordata; Actinopteri; Syngnathiformes; Syngnathidae
Product: protein phosphatase 1 regulatory subunit 14A-like
Exons: 4
Coding region: 195-662 (155 amino acids)
Biological process (GO): regulation of phosphorylation
Cellular component (GO): cytoplasm
Molecular function (GO): protein serine/threonine phosphatase inhibitor activity
Source: RefSeq, a predicted model, not a curated record
CGCGCCCGUAGUGUGCAUCAUUGCACCUGCUCUUUAAUAUUUUUGUUUUGAUAUUUUCUGGCACACGUUUCUAAUCCCCUAAACAAACAAAAAAACACUCUGUUAGUUUGUCUUCUUAAUUUACUCGUUAGAACUUGAAGACUUAAGUUAAUUAACCUGAGCUUCAGAAAAUUCCACCAACUUGACCAUCCCCAAUGGCGGCGAACCGAGUGGGGCGGCGGGUCAACAAGGUGUGCAACCACCAGUCACCCAACCGGACCCGCGGCGGCGGAGAGCGUGAGGCGGGCGGCCACAGUCUGCAGCGGCGCCAGGCUCGAGUCACCGUCAAGUACAACCGCAAGGAGCUCCAGAGGAGGUUGGACGUGGAGAAGUGGAUAGACUGCGGCCUGGACGAGCUCUACGCGGGCAGGGAGGAGGACAUGCCAGAGGAGGUGAACAUUGACGAUCUACUAGACUUGAAGACAGAUGCUGAGAGGAGGCAACGACUGCAGGAGAUUCUUCAGUCUUGCAACAACAACACAGAGGCGUUUAUCAGCGACCUGGUGGCCAAACUUCACGGCCUCCAGAAGCAGGAGGAGCUGCACAACGAUGGUAUCGACCUACCGCAGCUACACAUAUACCCCGCCCGGACCGGAUCGGGUGACAGGGAGGUGCUGCACUGAGGCAGUGAGCAAACCGCUUAAGUUAACCCUGGGACCUGGACUGUAAAACAAGCACACCCGAAGCCCGCACACACCCACAUCCCAGUGUUUUGAGUCUGAACAUCCAACAAAACAAAUGCUCCCUCAAAAUACAGUGGUAUGAAAAAGUAUCUGAACCUUUUGGAAUUUGUCACAUUUCUGCAUAAAAUCCCCAUCAAAUGUGAUCUGAUC